This is a messenger RNA of Drosophila eugracilis, 1861 nucleotides long. RefSeq names its product protein Red (gene beag). Bases 77 to 1744 code for a protein of 555 amino acids. The record is from RefSeq and is a predicted model, not a curated record. NCBI's taxonomy places the organism in Eukaryota, Metazoa, Arthropoda, Insecta, Diptera, Drosophilidae. Gene Ontology annotation, cellular component: nucleus. The transcript is spliced from 2 exons. Gene Ontology annotation, biological process: mRNA splicing, via spliceosome.
AGGAAUACCAGGAAGAAGAAGCAUAAUUUGUAAAUAGACAUUUUUCCAAUCAAAUUUUCGUGGUACCUCUUCCGCCAUGUCGGAUGCCCACUUGGAAGCACCUCCCUCGGUAAGAUUGACAAACGAUGACUUCCGCAAGCUGCUGGCCACGCCCCGAGCUCCGCCUCCUGGCUCCGCAACAACCAGUACUUCCGGCGGAGGAUCCCUGGCCACAGCUACUUUUGCUACGCCGACUACGGCCCCAGGCUCGACAGGAUCGAGUGGUGAAAAGAAGAAGGGGCAAAGCAGCAGCGAACGGAACGAUCUGCGGCGCAAAAAGAAGAACUUCUAUGCGGCACUCAAAAAGCAGGAAGAUGUAAAGUUGCUGGAACUAUCGGAAAAGUACAGGGACCGAGCACGAGAACGACGUGAUGGAGCCAACCCGGAUUACGUAAAUGUCAGCACUCCGGGACAUGGAAGUAGUACCAAUGCCUAUCGAGCCGUAGCUCCAGAUAUGAAAUCCGGAAUCGAUGCGCAGGAGCGAAGGAGACGGAUCAUUCAGGAGUCCAAGUUCUUGGGUGGCGACAUCCAACAUACGCAUUUGGUGAAGGGUCUUGAUUAUGCCCUGCUGCAGAAAGUACGCUCCGAGCUGCACUCCAAAGAAGCAGAAGAGGAGGAGAUCGCCGCCGCAGUAGCCAGGGAGAAGCUGGCCGAAGCAGCUGCCGCCGCCGAGCAAUUGGAAGCAGAACGCCGAGAGUCGGAGGACAUAAAUGCUAUCAACGGUGCAUUGGCCCGCAAUAUUUACAAUCUUGUCCAGGCACGUCGAUCAAAGGAAGUUCCUCGGAAUGAACUCUUUGCUCCCGGUCGGAUGGCCUAUGUUAUUGAUCUGGAUGAUGAGCUAGGUGAAUCGGAUAUACCGACUACACUGAAGCGCUCAAAGUUUGAGGUGCCGGUGGCACGGGAGGAUGUCGCCACGCUAACCACCAACGAUAUAGUCAUCAACAAACUUUCACAAAUCCUGAGCUAUCUACGUGCCGGGGGUCGCAACAAGAAAAACAAGAAGCGCGACAAGGAUAAGCCGCUUUUUUAUGAAAAGGAGGUGGAAAACGUUCGGGGAGCAUCUAGUGGUGGUGGCAGCAGUCGCCACACCAACUCAUCUUCAGCCAAGGAAGGAAAAUCUGCUCCUUUGGGCGAUAACAUUUACGACGAUAUUGGAGACUAUCAGCCCACCGCCUCUAGAGGAGAUCGAAAUCGCCAAGACCAAGGAAAGCCUGCAACCUCCUACUUCGGCGAUGGUCCGCCCGAGGCGGCAGAAGAGCCGCUAAUAUCCAGUAUUCCCCCACCACCCAAGAUAUCAAAGGCUAUGGCCUCACGUUUCGCCGAACCCGAAGGCUAUGCCGAGUGCUACCCGGGACUGGAGGAGAUGAAUGAUGCCAUCGAUGACUCGGAUGAUGAGGUGGACUACACCAAGAUGGAUCUCGGCAAUAAGAAGGGGCCUAUCGGACGGUGGGACUUUGACACACAAGAAGAAUACUCCGACUAUAUGAGCACCAAGGAGGCCCUGCCCAAGGCCGCCUUUCAGUACGGCGUCAAGAUGCAGGACGGUCGGAAGACACGUAAGAACAAGACAGAGAAGAAUGAGAAGGCCGAGCUAGAUAGGGAGUGGCAGAAGAUACAGACAAUAAUUCAAAAGCGAAAAUUGCCCAAGGAUGGAGGCGGUGGCGGUGGUGGUGAUGAACCCGAUUACAAAUCCUCAAAGUACUAAGAGAUUCUUGAAACAUUAUUCUAUAUUUGUAAUGUAAUUCUGUAAAACAUUAAAUAUAAGUAUGCGCGUACUUGUAUUAACCUUACAUGCUCUCAAAUAUAUGAUUUUGCAACGUUA